AUGGCCUUCUCGAAGUUUUGGCAGCGGCAGGCUGCUAGCGAGGUGACAGCCGUCGAGCUCGAUCCGUCCGCGUCUGAUGUGUCGGUUAUUCACGACGGCCAUCUCGCGUAUACCGUUGAGAAGUCGGGCAACGGCGCAAAGCCUUCCUACCAAGAGGCCGUUGGGGCGCCCGUGGAAUCGAAGUCGCCGUUGGGGUACCAAGUCGGCUGGCUGAGCGUGAUCUUCCUCAAUGUCAACCAGAUGAUCGGCACUGGUAUUUUCUCAACGCCUGGAACCAUCUUGAACAGAACGGGAUCAGUCGGUCUCGCUCUAAUUUACUGGACAAUUGGCCUGCUACUCGCACUCGCGGGCUUCCACGUCUAUCUCGAGUUCGCCAGCUUCUUUCCGAACCGUUCCGGAUCCGAGGUCGUCUAUCUGGAGCAGGCGUAUCCCAGGCCCAAGCAUUUCUUCCCCAUUGCGUUCGCCGUGUUUUCCGUCGUCUUGUCGUUUGCUAGCAGUAAUGCGAUUGUCCUGGCGCGAUAUGUCUACCAAGCUGCGGGCACCACACCAACGGACUGGCAGUUGAAAGGGGUAGCAGUGGCUAGCUACACUGUCGCAGUCAUAUGCGUUAUCGUCAGCAACAAGUACUCACUAUAUCUCUCCAACAUCCUCGGCGCCGUAAAAAUCAUAACCCUCAUCUUCAUCAGCAUCACGGGCCUCGUAGUGCUGGGCGGCAACGUGAAGCACAUCACGGACCCGGGCGUCAACUUCCGGAACUCGUUCGAGGGCACGACGGACAACGGCAACGACCUCGCCGUCGCGCUCGUCAACAUCGUCUUCUCGUACACCGGCUUCGCCAACGCCUUCAACGUCGUCAACGAGAUCAAGAACCCCAUCCCCACACUAAGGAGGAACGGUGUCACGUCAGUUAUGGUGGUCGGCAUCUUGUAUCUGCUUUGCAACAUCGCGUAUUUCGCUGCUGUGCCGAAGGAAGAGUUUGCCAAGUCCAAGGAGGUUGCCGCCGGCGUCUUCUUCAUCACUGUCUUCGGCAAGGGACGCGCUGAGCAAGCGCUGAACGUCCUCGUUUUACUGAGCGCAUUCGCAAAUCUAGUAGCCGUGAUGAUCGGCCAGUCUCGCAUGAUCCGAGAAAUUGGACGACAAGGCGUGCUGCCAUUCACCGAGUUCUGGGUCUCGACUAAGCCCUUCGGCACACCGUUGGGGCCGUACCUGAUCAUCUGGUUCACGACAUUCAUCAUGACCGUCGCCCCCCCUGCCGGCGAUGCUUUCCAAUUCGUCGUAAGCCUACGCUCCUACCCCACCGGAAUAUUCCACCUCUUCCUCGCCAUCGGCCUCUACCUCGUGCGGUACCGGCACAAGCGCGUCGGCCACGCCGCCCCCUACCGGACCUGGGACGUCGUCGUCAUCUUCUACAUCCUCCUGCAGGUCUACAUCAUCGCGACGCCCUGGAUCCCUCCCAAGGGCGGGCCCUUCGCCGGCGAGGUGUCGUUCUGGUACGCGACGUACUGCGUCGUCGGCAUCGGCUUCAUCCUUCUCUGCGGCGUGUACUACGUGUUCUGGAUGUACCUGCUGCCGCGGUGGGGGAAAUACGAAGUUCGGGCCGAGAUCUUCACUGUGGACGAUGGGAGCGGCGCGACGAUGCAUCGGUUGGUGCGGGUCCCGCUGGGGGAACUGGCGAGGUGGGACGAGGAGCAUGAUGAGGCGGGGAGGCUGAGGAGGCACACGGCGGUCGAGGAGGCGGCGGACUCGAAGGGGGAGGAUGGGGAUGAGCGGGCCCGGGAGGUUUGA
Hypoxylon fragiforme is the source of this 1785-nucleotide messenger RNA. RefSeq names its product amino acid transporter. The record is from RefSeq and is a predicted model, not a curated record. Gene Ontology annotation, cellular component: membrane. The coding region runs from base 1 to 1785 and encodes 594 amino acids. The transcript is spliced from 8 exons. Gene Ontology annotation, molecular function: L-amino acid transmembrane transporter activity. Gene Ontology annotation, biological process: amino acid transmembrane transport. NCBI's taxonomy places the organism in Eukaryota, Fungi, Ascomycota, Sordariomycetes, Xylariales, Hypoxylaceae.